This is a messenger RNA of Pocillopora meandrina, 1945 nucleotides long. NCBI's taxonomy places the organism in Eukaryota, Metazoa, Cnidaria, Anthozoa, Scleractinia, Pocilloporidae. The record is from the annotation of a GenBank genome assembly.
AUGAAUGAAAAAGCUGUGGAGUAUACGGGUGUGUUGAAUGCUCGCCUAAACAAAGUCCAGCAAGAUUUUGAUCAGCAACUUAUCAGCAUUGAUCGGCUGGCCACGGAAAACACACAGAAGGCAACCGAGUUGAAGGCAAAGGAAGACGAGAUAAACGGGCUGAGACAGGAAACACUGCACCAAAGUGCAAUAGGAGAAGCCAUCCAGAGAAAGCUGAGAGCCAUCGAGGAUCAGAAGAUUGAGGCUGAACAACGAGAAGAAACUCUUAAAGGACAAGUUUCUGCCUUGAAAAAAGGUAAGUGGAAUGAUGGUAUGAAAAGGGAAUGUUCGUCUUUUUUAAAAACUAGGCAGAUCUCAGACAUAUCUGGCUUUCCCUUUUCUUCAGUUCUAGAGUAGCCCAACGAGGCAAAGUCACCUUAAUCGUGAUUUUGCGUGUAGAUUUAAGGGACUUACAAAUAUAGACAAGGUCAAUUACAAAUUGCAGCUUUUUCCAAGUGUUAUCCUGUUAAAUAAGUUAUCUUUGUUGUAUGAUUAGUACUAAGGUGAGCUGCAAUUUAUGCAACGGCAGGAAAGAAACUUUUCCAGUCUCCCAGACACUAGUUGUGUGUAACUACCGACUGAGCUACGAAGCCACACGCUGGGAGCAGGACACAUUUUAAAGGAUUCUUAUAAUAAUUAAUUUUAAGUGCAAUGUUGAAAAUAGAGAGUAAUUUAUGGGUGCGCAUUGAUAUGGAAUUUCUCUUCGAGUGUUCCAUAUCUAUAAUUAACUGUGUAAUAUAUAGAUUUAGCCAAGUCUAAAAGAGGAGCUCGCUUUUUUUUUCCCGUACGUCCCAAGGGUUCAACGCCUUGCGCCGGCCAGGACUAGAACCCAGGUCGUCCGACUCGGAACUCAGUGCACUGACCACUGGACUACUGGACAGAGCCGUGGCGGUGGAGUGCCCGCGGCACAGUUAACAACACAUCUUAAAAGUAGCACCUUGUACGGUCGUACCGUCGUGCGGUCGUACAUCCAAAUUCACGAUGAAAAAAUGCGUUGAAUUAUUACAAAAAAAAACAAUAAACAUACUUUUCACUUAAAAAAAAUUCUUAGUUAUUGACUUUGUCCUCACCGACAGAAGAAAUAUUUCACGUACAGUGCCAAAAUCGGCCAGUGGCAACUCUACCAGCUUGGCUCCAGCAGUCGAUUGUUGUUCUCAGCCGCGAGAAAUGCCAUUACCAAAGCCACUGAAUACGUAACUUUCGGUUUUUCUUUUCGCACUUUGGUUUUCUUCUCAUUCUAGAAAAGUUUGAACGUCUGUGUCUGUGAAUGAUACGGAUUUUUCAGUUUUUUAACAGCCAUAAUCCGAGAAAAUUUCGACAAAAGACCUUGGAUUGAGAAUGGUCAAGGCUUUAUUGUUCAUUCAUCAACCUAACAGAGUGACGAGAAAGGCGAGUGACGUGCUAGCAGCUGAUUGGCGAUAUCAAACACACGCGAAAAAAUAUCGUAUCUUUUCAAGUGUGUUGUUACGGCUUUUCUCAGGGCUGGAAAUCCUAGUAUAACACCAUAGUUUAUAUGAUAAAUUAUGUUAUUAUUCAUCGUGGUGAAUAACUUGAUAGGUGUUUAAUCGUUUGUCUUAUGAUAAAGAGUCAGGCAACCAAUUCAUAUUGAUAGCCUGACUCUAUAUCUUGAGAUAAACGAUAAAACAUCUAUCAAAUGUUUUAGUUCUUGUUAAAAGUUGAUGUAAUUACAAAUCAUGAUAAUUAGAUUGUUUGACAUAUUUAGAAAUUAAGAUUACUCAAAUGAGAUUUAACCUUUACAAUCUAUAGAAUUUCUCUGCCUUUAUCUUAAUCAGAACUUGAAUCAAGCAGGAAGCAGACUGAAGCAGAUAAAAAAGCCAUCGAUGAUCUUGUCUGUGCAAGGGACAUCCUUAACAAGGUACUUCAACCUUGUCAAUUUUACUCUUAA